This is a messenger RNA of Castor canadensis (American beaver), 1658 nucleotides long. RefSeq names its product RNA binding motif protein 48 (gene Rbm48). Gene Ontology annotation, cellular component: nucleoplasm. The record is from RefSeq and is a predicted model, not a curated record. Gene Ontology annotation, molecular function: nucleic acid binding. Lineage: Eukaryota; Metazoa; Chordata; Mammalia; Rodentia; Castoridae.
GUUGCUCUCCCAGCGAGGAUUCAAGCAGGCAAGAUGGCGUCGAGUGACGGGAAGCUCGGGAGUUUAUUCGACCACCACGUUCAGAGGGCGGUGUGUGACACGCGGGCCAAAUAUCGGGAGGGCAGACGCCCUCGCGCUGUCAAGGUAUAUACAAUCAAUUUGGAAUCGCGUUACUUACUAAUACAAGGAGUUCCUGCUGUGGGAGCAAUGAAGGAAUUAGUUGAGCGAUUUGCUCUGUAUGGUGCAAUUGAAGAGUAUAAUGCCCUAGAUGAAUACCCCGCAGAAGACUUUACAGAAGUUUAUCUUAUUAAGUUUAUGAAUUUACAAAGUGCAAGGAUAGCCAAGAGAAAAAUGGAUGAACAGAGUUUCUUUGGUGGAUUGCUUCAUGUGUGCUAUGCUCCAGAGUUUGAGACAGUUGAAGAAACUAGAAAAAAAUUAGAAGAGAGAAAGGCUUAUAUAGCAAGAACUACUAAAAAUAAAGACUACUGCAUGACAAAGAAGAAACUGGUUCCAGAGCAUAAAGACACAAAAGAUUUUAGACAAGACUUGCACUCAAAUAUAUCUGGACUUCAUGCAGCUGCUCUGAAUACGUCUACCGUGAACUCAAGUCCUUCUCUUCCUUAUUCUUGUGAAUUACCUUUAUGUUAUUUUGCCUCAAAUUGUGCAUAUUCAUCCAGGGAGCAUGUGGACAGAGCAUCAAACUUCUGCAAGGAUGGUAGAAGCCAUAAUGAAACUGUGAAGCAUUGUAACCACAAUGACUCUUCACAAAAAUUACAGAUGAACGCUUUUAAAAAUGCCAUACCUUGUUCUGAUGCACAAAAGGCCAUUACUUCUUCAGAGGCAAUUGACAGAUUUAUGCCUAGAACAACACAAUUGCAGGAGCGUAAAAGAAGACGAGAAGAUGAUCGUAAACUUGGAACUUUCCUUGAAACAAGCACGAGCAGUAAUGAGGUUAUGAUUGGGCCUCAGUUGCCCAACAUACCUAAAGUGGACCUGCAGGAUGACUCCUUGAAUACCACAGCAAACUUAAUUCGGAAUAAACUGAAAGAGGUAAUUUCAUCUGUGCCAAAACAUCCAGAGGACAAGUUGGAAGAUGUGCAUAUAAGUUGUCCAUUAAAGCAAAGAAGAAGAAUAUAAAUUGCUAGUAGCAAGUUGGUAGUUUCUAAAGAGAAUAUUUAUUUUUAGCCUAUUAUUUUAAUUCUUUGAGAGAUUUUACUAUUAUUUUUAAAUGCACUUCUUUUUGUAAUUUCAUUCAGACUAUCUGUCUAAAUAGCUCCAUCUUUGAUCCAUACUUAAUAUUGCAGAAACUGUUCUUGUCAUAUAGCAUUAUCUCACAGCACCUAUAUGAAAACCAAUUGAAGCAAAUAUAAAAGCUGCAAUAAAAAUAAAGAUAGGUAACCGUUGGAUCUGUUUCUGAUUUUAAUGUAACUAUUAAGCAGUUUACAUUCAAAUACUAGAAGACGAGAUGUUUCUGAAUACUAGGGCUUCAAAAUGAAAACAAUUCUGUAAAGUAAAAAAGAAAACUGUUAGAACAAAGUUGAAAAUAGAAGCUUACAAUGCUUUUGGUCCUUGUAAGAAGAAUACUUGAUUUAUGGCAGUUGAAAAACAAAUGAGUUUUAGAAAAUAUAGCUUCGUACCACUCCAGUUUUGGCAUAUCC